Aureobasidium vineae is the source of this 1641-nucleotide messenger RNA. The record is from the annotation of a GenBank genome assembly. NCBI's taxonomy places the organism in Eukaryota, Fungi, Ascomycota, Dothideomycetes, Dothideales, Saccotheciaceae.
AUGAGUGAAGAGGCAGAGCUCCGCGCCAAGAUUGCGGCGCUCUCAGGUAUGAACAGACGUAUCGCACCACAAGAUGGCUCUGACCUCGCCGCAGGGCGUAUUAACCAACAACGACAAUCGGAAAGCGCACCUUCCACGCCGAAUUAUGCUCCAUUAGCAGGGCGUGGCUCAGGCUACUACCCGAGAGGUCGUGGAGCUGGAUGGGCUGGCCAGUACGCGCCUGAUCGCUAUGCGCCAUAUCACCACCCUCGCGGCUUCUCGCACAAACCCGCAUAUGCCCCUUCGUACCGCAACCGUUCUCUCGUCGUUAACAGCUCCGUUGGAACGCCUGCCAGUCAACAAGCCUCUCCCGCAACACCUGCUUUUACUUCUGGUGACAAAUUUGUCUCCAAGCGCGACCGUCAUAUGCAGCUGAUCAACACUUCCGUCUACGACCAAAAGACACAACAACGCCAGCUAGAAAUUGAGGCCACACUGCAAGAGAAACAGCGCCUUCGCGAUGCGAAAGAGAAGGCUAGGGUCAUUGAGGCCUUCCAGCCUCAGCAGACUGUCUCAACUACUUACGGCGCUGCGCCAUCUGCAGGAACUGUCCCUGUGCGCGAUAUUCAAAUCAACAACCUUCGGUUCCGCGUAGCCGCUGACGGAAGCAAACUCAUCCGCAUGUUUGGUGAGUACACCCAUGCCGAACCUCUCGCACAGCAUCUCAUCUGCAUAGACGACUCGAACACGGAUCCUGGAGCUACACCCAAGAUGACGAAAGUGGCCGGCGUCACAUUCCAUAGGAGCAAGCACGGCAACCUCUAUCGUGCUGGUCUUGUGAAGAAAUCGAUGAGGUACUGGACAAAGAGUCAAGAGCUUUGGGAAGAACAAUUGUUGAUUGAUUGGGUGACAACANNGGAAAACAAUAUCAAAAAGAGCUCGGAAUUAUGUCCAAGAUUUACAGCUACGGGUACCGAAUACUCCAACCGCCAUNNUCAAGCCGGUCCUUGCGCGACGGAUCUGAACGAGAGCGAUUAUCUCAGCAUUUCCGUUGGUAGGCCUUUUGUAUCCUUACUGACUCUAUCCUAUNNAGGUAUGUGCGCCCACGGUAACCGCUGCCGCUACACACACGACCCGAACAAGAUCGCCGUUUGCAAGGACUUCCUUCGAUCUGGCCGUUGCGCCGCUGGUGAUGCUUGCAACCUUUCCCAUGAAUCUACCCCUCAUCGUGUCCCCGCUUGCACCCAUUUCCUUCGCGGGAAUUGCACGAACCCAGAUUGUCGCUAUGCCCAUGUCGCUGUUAACCCUGCUGCACCCGCUUGUCGGGCCUUUGGAACCAUUGGCUACUGCGAGAAGGGUGCCGAUUGCACUGAGCGCCAUGUGUUUGAGUGUCCGGAUUAUGCUAACACAGGUAUAUGCCGUAACAAGCGGUGCCGACUUCCCCACGUCGACACUGCGGGCAACAUGCGUAAGGCCAAAUCGGCAGAAGCUAAGAUGGACGAGGCAGAGACGUCAGAUCUGUCGAGUGAUGAGGAAAGCUACGACGAGAUCGACUACGACGACGUAGAUUCUGACAACUUCAGUGACAAUGAAGUCAUGGGUGGCACCGAUGAGCGCGAUCAUGAGCUUUCUCAGCAGCAAGAUUAUGUUGGGUUCUCUUGA